CAAGUACAGCCAGGUCUCAUCCAAGAGCCUUCCAUCCCUCGCUAACAUUUCCCCUUCCCAGCUUAAGACGAGAUCCUGACCUAAGGACUUGUAACAGCCAAGACAGGCCCAGAGAUGGAAGCAGACGAGGUCACAGAAGAGCCUCAAACCGCCAUGGAUGCAGAGGAACACCCCUCUUCAAAGGACCCCUCUGCCAAGGACUCACAGGAGCCCCCUGGCCCUGAAACAUCCUUUGAGACUUCCAUCCCUGAGACCCCGUUAGAGCCCCACACCUCUGAGAUCCCUUUAGAGCCCCACACCUCUGAAUCUCAUAGGACACCAUCUGCUUCCCAGGCCCUUUUAGAGACCCACACCUCUGAAACCCCUUUGGCAAUCCCUGAGACCCCCUUAGAGCCCCACACCUCUGAAUCUCAUAGGACACCAUCUGCUUCCCAGGCCCCUUUAGAGAUCCACACCUCUGAAACCCUUUUGGAGCCUUCCAUCCCUGAGACCUCUUCAGGAUACUCUGUCUCUGAGAUCCCUUUGGAAACCCCUAUCCCUGAGACCCUAUUGGAGACUCACAUGUUUAAGGUCCCAGAGAAACACCUUUCUUUUCAUACCUCAUCACAAGGCCGUAUCACUGUACCUUCCUCUAAUACUCUGAAGGAAGACCUCUCUGAGUAUUCCUCCAGUGAGGUCUCACAGACAGGGAGGUCUACCCAGAUCUCUGAGUCUGAGAUCCUUCAAAAGCACUCCCUUUCAGGCCCUUCAGCCCAGGUCCACCUGGACACAUCUGCAAAGGAGAAGGAAGGGGAAGGAGAGGACAAGGAGCAGGUGGAUGCCACUGACAGUACCGCACACACAGCUCAGCCUGGACACCAGCUGGGCAAGAAGAAGGGGAAGAAAGGAGUUAGCCGUUAUGUGGUCCAACCAGAGGUCCCCGCUCAGCAGACAGAAAUGGUGGAAGUGGCUAAGGCAAUGCACAGAAAGAAGUUCAGUGCUCAGGCAAAUUAUCUUUUCCAAUGGGAGAAGAAUGCAACCCUGAAUGCCAUCCAGACAGGUCUCCACAUUGGCUGGCGCUGCCCCCAUUAUCUAUGGGACUGUUUCCAAAUUGGAGACGAAUCCAAAUGCUUUUGUGGACACUUGUUGAGAGAGCACCAGAUCGUCUCAGACAUAUCUGUGCCCUGCAAUGUGGGCCAGUGCCGCUGCCUCAUGUUCUGCUUUAUCCCAUCACGCCCAGAGGAGGUGGGUGAGUUCUGGCUUAAAAGACGAGCUGCCUUUGACCCUAAGGCCUGGAGGGCCCAAUGUCGCUGCAAACACAGCCAUGAAGACCAUGCAGCUACUGGGUCCCAUUCCUGCCGGGUGAAAGGCUGUUGCUGCAACUGCUUUGAGUCUAAUUUCCUCUGUGCGGCCUGUGACCGGCGCUGGGAGGAACAUGAGACUUUCUUUGAGACUGAGGAGACCCGGCGACGAGGAGGGAGGCCUCACGGGACAGACGCUGUCAACACCUGGCGCAAGCCUCUCUGAGCCUGGCUCGAAUCAGCAAUAAAGAAAGCGGAAGCCA
Neofelis nebulosa (Clouded leopard) is the source of this 1543-nucleotide messenger RNA. RefSeq names its product family with sequence similarity 221 member B (gene FAM221B). NCBI's taxonomy places the organism in Eukaryota, Metazoa, Chordata, Mammalia, Carnivora, Felidae. The coding region runs from base 115 to 1506 and encodes 463 amino acids. The transcript is spliced from 7 exons. The record is from RefSeq and is a predicted model, not a curated record.